Messenger RNA from Fragaria vesca subsp. vesca, 1425 nucleotides. Its product is annotated as notchless protein homolog. Bases 1 to 1425 code for a protein of 474 amino acids. The transcript has 13 exons. The record is from RefSeq and is a predicted model, not a curated record. Gene Ontology annotation, biological process: ribosomal large subunit assembly. NCBI's taxonomy places the organism in Eukaryota, Viridiplantae, Streptophyta, Magnoliopsida, Rosales, Rosaceae. Gene Ontology annotation, molecular function: protein binding. Gene Ontology annotation, cellular component: nucleolus.
AUGGCCAUGGCAGUGGAAGCGGAGAGGACCGUGAUGUGCCUUCUGACGGACCCAGAUGACACUCCAUUAGGACAGUUCAUGUAUCUUCCUCAACACACUACCACCCUCCAACUCCAACAAAUCGUCAAUCGCCUUCUUCAAAAUGAGGAGAAGAUGCCUUAUACUUUCUACAUAGAAAAUAAGGAACUUAAUGAGGCGCUGGGUGUAUAUGCGGAGAAGAACAAAAUUUCUGUGGAGAAGGUACUCAAAAUCGUGUAUCAACCACAAGCUAUUUUCCGAAUUCGUCCUGUCAAUCGUUGCUCGGCCACAAUUGCUGGUCACUCAGAAGCUGUUCUUUCAGUUGCUUUUAGUCCUGAUGGUCAACAGUUGGCGAGUGGUUCUGGUGAUACCACUGUCCGAAUAUGGGACCUUAAUACUCAAACACCUUUGUACACAUGUUCAGGACAUAAGAAUUGGGUUCUUUGUAUUGCUUGGUCUGCUGAUGGAAAGUAUCUUGUUAGUGGGAGCAAGUCUGGAGAACUUCAAUGUUGGGAUCCACAGACAGGAAAACCAUCAGGCAAUCCAUUGAUUGGCCAUAAGAAAUGGAUUACUGGGAUCUCUUGGGAACCAGUCCACCUUGCUGCUCCAUGUAGACGAUUUGUAAGUGCUGGGAAAGAUGGUGAUGCACGCAUAUGGGACAUCACAUUGAAGAAAUGCGUUAUGUCUCUCACCGGCCACACACUUGCAAUAACCUGUGUAAAAUGGGGUGGAGAUGGUUUUAUAUAUACAGGUUCCCAAGAUUGUACAAUCAAGGUCUGGGAGACUACCCAAGGGAAGCUGAUUCGUGAAUUAAAGGGUCAUGGGCACUGGGUUAACACUCUUGCAUUGAGUACUGAAUAUGUUCUUCGCACCGGAGCUUAUGAUCACACUGGCAAAAAGCAAUAUUCAUCUCCUGAGGAAAUGAAAAAGGCAGCUUUGGAAAGGUAUAACAAAAUGAAAGGCAAAGCUCCUGAAAGAUUGGUUUCUGGAUCAGAUGAUUUCACUAUGUUUCUGUGGGAGCCUUUUGUCAGCAAACAACCCAAAGCUCGCAUGACAGGUCAUCAACAGCUUGUAAACCAUGUCUACUUUUCACCUGAUGGUCAAUGGAUAGCAAGUGCCUCAUUUGAUAGAUCUGUCAGAAUAUGGAAUGGUACAACUGGCAAGUUUUUUGGAGUUCUACGGGGUCAUGUUGGUCCUGUUUACCAGAUCAGCUGGUCCGCAGACAGCAGGCUACUUUUAAGUGGCAGCAAAGAUUCAACUCUAAAGGUUUGGGAUAUCAGGACUAUGAAACUGAAACAAGACCUCCCAGGUCAUGCAGAUGAGGUUUACGCUGUUGAUUGGAGUCCAGAUGGUGAAAAGGUUGCUUCUGGUGGUAAGGAUAGAGUUUUGAAGUUAUGGAUGGGUUAA